AUGGUCAGAUUGGCCUUGCUCCGAUUGUGUACCAUUCAUCAUCUCUUGCAUCGAGCGCCUGGGGACAGCCGGUCGCAAUGGGAUCUCAUUGAUGACCAGCUCGAGUCAAUCAGGGAAAAGUCUUUUCUUGAAACGCAUGCACAAGCUAUCUUAAUUUUGCGUCGCGAUCGACUUCUCAACAGAGAAGCAGCCCUUACCGAGUAG
Molecule: messenger RNA, 204 nt
Organism: Puccinia triticina
Lineage: Eukaryota; Fungi; Basidiomycota; Pucciniomycetes; Pucciniales; Pucciniaceae
Exons: 2
Coding region: 1-204 (67 amino acids)
Source: RefSeq, a predicted model, not a curated record